Messenger RNA from Priapulus caudatus, 1112 nucleotides. RefSeq lists its product as uncharacterized. NCBI's taxonomy places the organism in Eukaryota, Metazoa, Priapulida, Priapulimorpha, Priapulimorphida, Priapulidae. The record is from RefSeq and is a predicted model, not a curated record.
AACAAUGGGAGAUACCCCGUUGUUACACUUCCUGUCUCCCUUGGUCUUCUUUGACUAAUUUAGAGGUACAUGCAUUUGGUGAUGCAUCAGAAAUUGGAUAUGGAGCCUGUGUGUAUUUGAGGAUCCCCUCGGUCAAGGGAAUUUAUCAGACCUCCCUAGUGGUUGCUAAGGCCAAGGUCGCACCCUUAAAAAGGGUCUCUCUUCCUCGGCUAGAGCUCCUUGCAGCUUUGCUGUGUGCCCGGUUAGUAGUGUUUGUAAAGUCUGCUCUCCGUCUAUCUGAUAGCGUGACAUAUCGGUGUUGGACAGACGCUCGUGUCACUUUGGCUUGGAUCAAAGGUGAUCCCUAUAAAUGGAAGACAUUCGUCGCUAAUAGGGUAUCGGAGAUACAUCAGCUUACAUCUCCUCAGUACUGGUUUCAUUGCCCAGGGAAAGAGAACCCUGCCGAUCUCCUAACACGAGGGAUAUUUGCUGAGCAACUGAUUUCAUCUGAUCUCUGGUUGAAAGGACCUAGGUGGUUGUAUGAUGCGUCUAGUUCCUUCCCUCCUGACUAUGUCGACCAACCUCUCAUUAUUGAAUGUUCAGAGGAACAGGCUGAGUCAGUUAAUUGUCUUUCUGUGGACCCCAUGUCGGAGGUUUUUGAAUUUAGUCGAUGGAGUAGUUUCACUAAGAGUGUCCAUGUCAUUGCUUGGGUAUUAAGGUUUAUCAAGAAUACUCUUCCUAUGUCUGUGAGGUCGUUAGGUGCUUUCUCGUCUGAUGAAUUAGCUUUUGCUGAGAGGAAGCUGUUUUCUUGUGUUCAGUCAGCUGCCUAUUCUGAGGAACUGUUACGUCUUAGGACAGGUAAACCCAUACCCAAGGGUUCGCCCAUUCGGAAACUCGACCCUUUCUUGGAUAGUGAUGGACUCCUGAGGGUUAAAGGGCGUCUCCAGUUUUCUAACCUAGACUAUGAGAGCCGUCAUCCAGUCAUACUCCCUCAGUGUCAUGUUUCUAAAUUGCUAGUCCGCUUUCAGCAUGUAUUUCUAAAACAUGCUGGUGUAUCAACAUUAGUGUCAACUCUACGUGGUAGUUAUUGGAUAGUUGGAGUCCGACGUCUAGCUAAGACUGUCUGUGACUAG